Molecule: messenger RNA, 265 nt
Organism: Trichobilharzia szidati
Lineage: Eukaryota; Metazoa; Platyhelminthes; Trematoda; Strigeidida; Schistosomatidae
Source: the annotation of a GenBank genome assembly
AUGGUAUUACAACUCAAAGGUGAUACAAAAAUCACCUAUCUGACAACGCCUACAAAGAUCACUUGUUCAUUGAAUGGGAGUAAUUCUUUUACUCCUCUAUUAUACUGGGAUAUCUUACAUGGUCCAAUGAAAUGUAUUCAUACUGCUGGUAGACAUUUAAAAAUCAUACCACAAAAUGCAUGUUAUGGUGUUAUACUCGCUAGAUGUUAUGCAUUCUAUGAAAAUAUAUUUAUAUCUUUUAUAGAAUAUAAAAAUAUUCUAUUGC